Molecule: messenger RNA, 1622 nt
Organism: Chaetura pelagica (chimney swift)
Lineage: Eukaryota; Metazoa; Chordata; Aves; Apodiformes; Apodidae
Gene: SMOC1
Product: SPARC related modular calcium binding 1
Exons: 13
Coding region: 1-1293 (430 amino acids)
Biological process (GO): extracellular matrix organization
Cellular component (GO): basement membrane
Molecular function (GO): protein binding; extracellular matrix binding; heparin binding
Source: RefSeq, a predicted model, not a curated record
AUGUAUGCAGUAGUAGCUGUGCAGUUUUUAAUAAGCGACCGUGACAGAGACCCUCAGUGUAACCUGCAUUGCUCCAGGUCCCAGUCCAAGCCCCUCUGUGGCUCUGACGGCAGAACGUACGAGUCGAUGUGUGACUACCAGAGAGCCAAGUGCCGGGAGUCAAGUCUGAGCGUGACACACCGCGGCCGCUGCAAAGAUGUGGGCCAAAGCAAGUGUCGGUUAGAGAGAGCUCAAGCACUGGAACAGGCAAAGAAGCCCCAGGAAGCAGUCUUCAUCCCAGAAUGCAAUGAGGAUGGAUCAUUCACACAGGUGCAGUGCCACACCUACACUGGAUACUGCUGGUGUGUGACACCUGAUGGCAAGCCUAUUAGUGGCUCUUCUGUACAGAACAAAACUCCUGUAUGUUCAGGCUCUGUAACGGAUAAACCAUCCAGCCAGGGUAAUUCAGGAAGGAAAGAUGACGGUUCGAAGCCAACGCCUACCAUGGAAACCCAGCCUAUUUUUGAUGGAGAAGAAAUCACCGCACCCACCCUUUGGAUUAAGCACUUGGUCAUUAAAGAUUCCAAACUGAACAGUUCCAGUAUAAGGAAUUCAGAGAAAGUUCACUCCUGCGACCAGGAGCGGCAGAGUGCCCUGGAGGAGGCCAGGCAGAACCCCCGCGAGGGUAUCGUCAUCCCCGAGUGCGCUCCUGGAGGGCUCUACAAACCAGUGCAAUGCCACCAGUCCACUGGGUACUGCUGGUGUGUCCUGGUGGACACAGGACGCCCGCUGCCUGGCACUUCCACUCGCUAUGAGACCCCAGUAUGUGAAAGCGAUGCCAGAUCGAAGAGCACUGAGAUUGAUGAUCCCUUCAAGGACAGAGAACUUCCAGGCUGCCCAGAAGGGAAGAAAGUUGAAUUUAUUACCAGCUUACUUGAUGCUCUGACUACGGACAUGGUACAGGCUAUUAACUCAGCAGCACCUACUGGAGGUGGGAGGUUCUCUGAGCCAGACCCCAGCCACACACUGGAGGAGCGGGUGGUGCACUGGUACUUCAGCCAGCUGGACAACAACAGUAGCAAUGACAUCAACAAGCGGGAGCUGAAGCCUUUCAAGCGUUACGUAAAGAAGAAAGCCAAGCCCAAGAAAUGUGCUCGACGUUUCACUGACUACUGUGACCUCAACAAGGACAAAUCCAUCUCACUUCAGGAGCUGAAAGGGUGCUUGGGAGUCAGCAAGGAAGGAGGUAGCCUGAGCAGUUUCCCCAGUGGAAAAAGACAAGGCCUUAACCCUUUCAUAGGUCGCCUGGUGUAGCAGCAGAAGUAGGGAAGGGAAGGCAGGAGCCAAUCCAAAGGGAAGAAGAUCCAGCGACAGAAGAACAGACACCUGGCUGCUUGGGAGCAAGCAUGCAGCACCAGCAACAUCCAGCAUGGCACAAGUGGCACCCAGAACGUUUGCACUUUCUAAUAAUUGGUUUGGGUUUGGUUGUAAUUGCUUUUCAAUGCCAUUAUCUAAUACUUUGGAGAGUGGGGCAAGCAGAAGAAUGACUUUAAAAUUGGAACAGCUACUGAUGACAAAGUUGAGUUCGCUGGGACUCAGAAAGAGAAUUUUAUAUACUGUAUAUAAUUAUGUAUGUAAAUUGU